Xylaria bambusicola is the source of this 1201-nucleotide messenger RNA. RefSeq lists its product as uncharacterized. The record is from RefSeq and is a predicted model, not a curated record. The transcript has 3 exons. The coding region runs from base 277 to 1116 and encodes 279 amino acids. NCBI's taxonomy places the organism in Eukaryota, Fungi, Ascomycota, Sordariomycetes, Xylariales, Xylariaceae.
GAGUCGACCUCUUUGAGGCAAAGGUUUGCAACGUGCUGGUUCUAGCACCCUAGCUAGGAGUAAUACAUUGGUGUAAAGGAUCAUCAAGGUGUACUAGUGACUGUUCCUACUGAUGUGAAUCUACUAAUUUUGGGCUAGGAUGGACAGGGGGAAGAGAGAGAAAGAAAGGGGACGAGCGAGUAUUUGAAUCGCAGCGGCGCUCUCAAAGCAAGCUGCUCAGUUGUUUCGCUGUAGACUCUCAGCAGCCCCUAAUAAGUGCCUUGUCAACCUUUCAAGAUGAAGUUCUCCGAUAUUGUCUCUAGCCUAGCUCUUGCUGGAGCCGCUGUCGCCUCUUGUAAGCCAGGCCAGCAUCCUACUACCACUGUUGCUGGCGUGGAGGUCAUCGACACUCCGAUCGUCAGGGCAGCACGACAGUUUGUCGAGGAGUAUUACAAGGAAUACCAACCCUACUUGACCGAACACCUCUAUCGGACAUGGCUUUUCGGUGCUGCUGCCAUCAACAACAAUGCCACUUUGAAGGCUGAACUGGACCUCGAAGUUCACGCUGUGGGUAGUCUUCUCCACGAUUUGGGCUGGGACAUCAAACCUCAUUCCCCCUACGUCACUGCGGAAUACAGCUUUGAGAUCGAUAGCGGUCGCUUCGCGAUGGAAUGGAUCAAGAACUGGACCGCCACCAACGGAGGCGCAGAAAAGUGGGAUGAGCUUCGUCUCCAGAAAGUGAACAUUGGCAUCAUGCUGCAGACAUUUGUUGGUUCCCAAGAUUUCGUGUUUCAAGACUCCUAUUGGAUUACGAGAUCUGUCGGUUUCGAAUUCCCAGGCCCAGAGUCGGAGUUGAUCGGAGCGGAGAACUACGAUAACAUCUGGAAAGCUUACUCCAACAGUACAUUGUUCCGCGGUACGAACUUUACAUUCACGAACAUGGCGGUCUAUAAGCCCGCCGCUACGUACACCACUUUCAUCGCCGACUUCGGCAAGGCAUUUAUUUCGGGAUACGAUAACAGCAAGAACUCGUUGUUCGCACUUAUCCAGAGUGGACUUGAGCAGGAGGUUGACCUAUACCCCAACGUAUCCUUCGUGCAGAAGAUCCCCCCGAACAACGCCAACCCACUCGAAUAAGCUCCAACCAAGCCUCACUCUGCUUUCCCGAUAGCCUAUAAGACUAUUAGAAUGUUCUGAUACGGUUUUAAUCUUACAUUGGGUG